AUGCCGCGGGCCCCGGGCCCGCUCCCGCCGUGGGCGCGCGAAAUCGUGGCCGCGCUGAGAUUUCUCGGACAACAUCUCGCGCGCCUGAGGCACCAGCUCGGCCGCCAGCUCGCCAAGGUCGCGCGCCGCGGCCCGAAGACGCUCGCCCUCGGCGCGCCGCCGCCCGAGAACGUGUCUCGCGCGCCCGAGGGUCCUCCGCUCUUCCCGCCGCUCGACGCGGAGCCGCCCGCGGAGGGGUUCUUCACGUCUUUCGACCUGCUCCUCCUCGCCGGCGCCUUGGCCGUCGUGGCGUUCGUCGCCUGGCAGAGCUACAAGCGGCGGCCCGAGGCCGUCGUCCGCUCCGUGACGCCGCCGCUCACGCCCGAGGACAAGGGUCCGACCGAGCCUCGGACACUCCCGAGCCGCUUCCGCGCCGUACUUCGCGGCGCGCAGUCGCCGGAAUUCGCCUCGCCCCAGUCCUUCGAGGAGCGCCGGUCGCGCCAGCCGCCGGCGCGCCGCCGCUCGCGGUCGCGGCCGCCGAAGCCCGGCUCGCCGCGGGGCGCGCCCGGCACGGCCGCGUCGCCGCAGAAACCGACGCGGCCGGCGCCGCCGCGCGAGGCCCGGACCGCCUUCGUCUACUUCGGCCUCGAGCAACUCGACAAGAUGAGGGCCGAGCACCCGGACUGGUCGCUGCGAAAAAUAGGCGAGACGUGCCAGCGGCGCUGGGAUUUGCUCGGCGACGAGGCGAAGGCGCCGUACGUGGAACUAGCUCAGACCGACGCGAAGCGCUACAAGGCCGAGGCGGCGGCGUACCUCGCAAAAAUGUAG
Molecule: messenger RNA, 807 nt
Organism: Pelagomonas calceolata
Lineage: Eukaryota; Pelagophyceae; Pelagomonadales; Pelagomonadaceae
Source: the annotation of a GenBank genome assembly